Capronia coronata CBS 617.96 is the source of this 1287-nucleotide messenger RNA. RefSeq names its product translation initiation factor 5. NCBI's taxonomy places the organism in Eukaryota, Fungi, Ascomycota, Eurotiomycetes, Chaetothyriales, Herpotrichiellaceae. Gene Ontology annotation, biological process: translational initiation; formation of cytoplasmic translation initiation complex; formation of translation preinitiation complex. Gene Ontology annotation, cellular component: cytosol. The transcript is spliced from 2 exons. The record is from RefSeq and is a predicted model, not a curated record. Gene Ontology annotation, molecular function: GDP-dissociation inhibitor activity; eukaryotic initiation factor eIF2 binding; translation initiation factor activity. The coding region runs from base 1 to 1287 and encodes 428 amino acids.
AUGGCUACCAUCAACAUUCGUCGGGAUGUCAGUGAUCCCUUCUAUCGCUACAAGAUGGAACGCUUGCAAUCCAAGAUUGAAGGGAAAGGAAACGGCAUCAAGACCGUCGUUGCAAACCUUCCAAGCGUCUCAGCCUCCCUGGCCCGUCCUCCGUCCUAUGUCAUCAAGUACUUCGGUUUCGAGCUGGGCGCUCAGACAAACACCAACCCGAAGGAUGACCGCUGGAUCAUCAACGGAGCCCACGAAGCAAACAAGCUGCAAGACUCCUUGGAUGGCUUCAUCUCUAGGUUUGUCCUAUGCAAGUCAUGCAAGAACCCCGAGACCACAAUCAACGUCAAGGAUGGUCGGAUCUUGUUGGACUGCAAGGCAUGUGGUCAACGUACUGACGUCGACAUACGCCACAAAUUGAGCGGUUUCAUCCUCAAGAACGAACCGAAGGGUGGGAAAAGAACCAAGAAAGAAAAGAUGACGCGCCGCGACAGGGCCAAGGCCGGGACUCAGGAGAACGGUUCCGCCAACGGUGGCAGUCCGCAUGACUCCAACUCCGACAAGGGGGAUGCCGACGAGGGCGACCUCGAACUGGCCGCUGGCAGUGACGACGAGUUCACUAAACAGAUCACCCAGGAGGCAAAGAGCAUUGGAGCCAAGACCAACGGAGAGGUCAAGGACGACGAAUGGGCGGUCGACACCUCGGCCGAAGCCGUGGCCGCUCGUGCUAAGGAGUUGCCAUCCGACCUGAAGCGCUCGCUCGCCUUCGACGAAGAAGAAGAGGGUGAGGGCAAUGGGAUCAGUGUCUACGACCAACUUGGGACCUGGAUCAUCGACGAAACCAAGGCCAAAGGAUCUGUCAGCGAGAUUGACGACGUGGAAAUCUACAAGAAGGCCAAGGAACUGGGCAUUGAGACCAAGCACAAGACACUCACUGUGUUGGCCCAGACCAUCUUCGACGAAAACAUUGUCAAGCAAAUUCCCGCCCGUGCGGAGAUGCUCAGGGCCAUGAUUGGCGAGUCGGAGAAACACAUGAAAGCGUUCCUUGGCGGCACCGAACGCUUCAUCGGCAACGAUCAUCCGGAGCUGAUUCCUCAGGUCCCUGCCAUCCUCAUGGGCUACUAUCAGAAUGACCUUCUCAGUGAAGAGGUGGCCAAAGAUUGGGGCCAGAAGGCAAGCAAGAAGUAUGUCGACAUUGCGACCAGCCGAAAGGUCCGUCAAGCUGCCGACAAAUUCUUGCAAUGGCUCGACGAAGCCGAGAGCGAUGAGGACAGCGACGAGGAGAGUGAUGAGGAAUAG